GAGAGAGCGGGAGGGAGAAAGAGAGAGAAGCAACCUAGUCCACACUCUGGAAACGCAGAAUCAGAGGAAGCCAAGAUGAAGUUUGUCAGCCUGAUUGUGAUGAUGUCACUACUUGGGACAAAAAUGGCUUUGACAUUCCACAGACGUACCGGUGGCGAUGAUGCUCAAGUGUAUUUCCAGGAGGAGACUGCAGAGUGUGACAUGCCCAAAGCCUGUGACCUGAAGAAUUAUGAAGACUGGUACAGGCUGGGCUCCUACUGCAUCAAGUACUACAAGGCUCCUCUCAACUUCACCGAAGCGGAGACACAGUGCAGGUCUGCUGCCCCCGGUGGCCACCUGGUGUCGGUGCAUAACUGUCAAGCCAACGACAACCUGCUUUGCGUGGUGAUGAAGAACAACGCCAAAAGCCCUCGCAUCUGGCUGGGAGGCUUCGAACUCUUCCAGUCUGGUAAGUUUGUGUGGACCGACGGCUCCAGCUGGAACUUUGAUGCAUGGACCCCUGGGGAGCCCAUCUCCCGCUGGACGAGCCGCGAGGACUGUGUGGAGAUGAACUGGAGCAGCAUUGGGAAAUGGAACGACCACACGUGUUUCACCAAGAAGAGCUACGUCUGCUCCUUCAAGAACAGAGUUUGAGGACGAAUAUCCACGCUCACAUACUUAGUAUGAAGCAGCAAUGUAUUGGGCAUGCUUUCUCAGUGGUAUGUUAGUAUAGACUGUGUGUCUGUGUAACACCAACCCAGUCCCCUGCUCUUCUCUUUUGGGUUGUGACGGAAAUGACACCGCUGUUAGGGUGUCAUUUUGGACUCACCCUGCUCCUUUCCCCAAUGAUCCCAACCCACAGAUCUCCCACGGUGAAACCAAACCACAUGGAGAUGUGCCUGCUUUUAGCAAACUGAAAAAUGCAUUUAAAAAAUAUAUAUAAAUAAAGAGUGUUAAGCAAGU
Molecule: messenger RNA, 942 nt
Organism: Salmo salar (Atlantic salmon)
Lineage: Eukaryota; Metazoa; Chordata; Actinopteri; Salmoniformes; Salmonidae
Gene: leca
Product: Lectin
Source: RefSeq, marked provisional